CAUCAUCAGGCAUGGACUCAGGGAGGAAGCGUGGUCUUGAACAUUUGGACGAGUAUGAACCAAAAGCAGCAAAAACAGGCAAAAUUAGCCUCCAUGAUCGGAUGGCUGAGAGGAGGCUCAUUGUUAUUCUGGAAGGAGCAUCGUUAGAGACUGUGAAGGUUGGAAAAACGUUUGAGUUGUUGAACUGCGACCAGCACAAAAACAUGAUCAUCAAAAGUGGAAGAGACCCGGGACACAUAAGGCCAGAUAUCACACAUCAGUGUCUGCUCAUGCUGAUGGACAGCCCGCUGAACAGAGCAGGCCUUUUGCAGGUUUAUAUCCACACAGAGAAAAACGCCUUAAUAGAGAUCAACCCACAGACCCGCAUCCCAAGAACGUUCAGUCGUUUCUGUGGCUUAAUGGUUCAGCUGCUGCACAAGCUGAGCGUCAGAGCCUCUGAUGGUCCUCAGAAACUGUUGAAGAUGAUUAAAAAUCCAGUGUCUGACCACCUGCCUCCUGGAUGCCCCCGCAUCGCCACCUCCUUCUCUGCCGGUGAGGCUGUUAAUGCUCGGACUGUGGUGCCAGAAGGUCCUGCAGCGGUGGUGAUCGGAGCAUUUGCACAUGGCUCGGUGAAAGUGGACUACACAGAGAAGAGCGUCUCCAUUAGUAACUACCCACUCUCUGCAGCGCUGACCUGUGCCAAAAUCUGCUCCGCCUUUGAGGAGGUGUGGGGUGUCCUGUGACACACAUAUCAUGAUGCCUGUAUUUAAAAGGCGUAUUUACAUUGGACUACAGAUACAUGCUGAGUGUUGCCAUAUGAACAACUACUAAUACCUGAAAACACCCAUUCCCAUUAUAAAUAUGAUUUUUGUUUGGUUUUCUCAAGAAAAUGAGAAGAUAAUUUAUCAUUAUAUGAAC
Messenger RNA from Cyprinodon tularosa, 897 nucleotides. It is a transcript of the gene emg1, whose product is annotated as EMG1 N1-specific pseudouridine methyltransferase. The transcript is spliced from 5 exons. Gene Ontology annotation, cellular component: nucleolus; small-subunit processome. Gene Ontology annotation, biological process: rRNA base methylation. The coding region runs from base 12 to 722 and encodes 236 amino acids. NCBI's taxonomy places the organism in Eukaryota, Metazoa, Chordata, Actinopteri, Cyprinodontiformes, Cyprinodontidae. Gene Ontology annotation, molecular function: rRNA (pseudouridine) methyltransferase activity; rRNA binding. The record is from RefSeq and is a predicted model, not a curated record.